Messenger RNA from Malaclemys terrapin pileata, 4580 nucleotides. RefSeq names its product minichromosome maintenance 10 replication initiation factor (gene MCM10). NCBI's taxonomy places the organism in Eukaryota, Metazoa, Chordata, Testudines, Emydidae. Gene Ontology annotation, cellular component: replication fork protection complex; nucleus. Gene Ontology annotation, molecular function: DNA replication origin binding; single-stranded DNA binding. The record is from RefSeq and is a predicted model, not a curated record. Gene Ontology annotation, biological process: DNA replication initiation; DNA replication. The transcript is spliced from 21 exons. The coding region runs from base 111 to 2717 and encodes 868 amino acids.
GGGGCGGGGCCUAGUUAGAAUUUUGGCGGGUGACCCGGCUGAGGGGAGCGGAGCUGGGCGCGGUGAGAUUCUUCCUUUGGGGAUUCUGCUGAAGGAGUCCUGUUGAAAUCAUGGAUGGUGAUGAUGACUUGGAGCUGUUGGCCUCCCUGUUAGAAGAGAAUGAGGCAGCUGAGGAUGGGACUACUCCUGAAGAGACCACAGCUCACUCAGAUGAGGCUGGAGAACCAGAUGAGUAUGAUGAGCUCUUUGACGCAGAGGAUGAUGCAUCCUACACCGAGGAGGUUGAUGCCGAGGAGAGUGAAACCAGUGAACAGAAGGAAAAUGCAUCUGCGUUGUUUGGAGAUGUGGAUGACCUGACAGAAGAAGAGGAAGAGGAAGAAACUGUACAGGAAAUACCCUGUUCUCCAGCUCUCAAUCAGGAGAAGGAGAAAAACAAUCAAGAUUUGCAAGAUGAACUGAGGAAAUUGCAAGAGCAGAUGAAGAAGUUACAGGAGCAGUUACAAAUGACUGCAAUUGGGCAGCCAUCCAGCUCAGGCCCUCAGAAAAAAACCCUCGGUAAAUCGCCAUGUAUUCCCUUCAAGGAAAGGAAAACUCCGAAACUCCAGGAGUCACCAUGUUUCUCUGCUCAGCUCAACAGUCCUGCUUUAUCGAUAACCAAACUGGGAGCCCAGAAACCAAAACAUUCACCAUCAGAGAAUAAGAGUCCUCCUCCAAGGCCAAUAUCAAGUUCAUCAUUUCAACCUCUCAGAUCUACUCCUGGGAACAGGCCCAAAAUGGCCACCAGACACCGGACUCCCCAAAUGCAAGGGAGUUCCAGUGUGACUGAUCAGCCAGUCUCUGUGGAAACUUUCUCUGGGCUCAGAUUAAGAAAACCCCGUGUGUCAUCAGUGGAAAUAGACAGGAAAAUGGCUGGACGGAAGCUGAUCAGACUGUCUCAACUGCAAGGCAAACUGGCUGGGGGGAAUCUGGAGGAAACAGACUGGGUAACAUUUGGAGUCAUAAUAAAGAAAAUCACCCCUCAGAGCUCAAAUAACGGCAAAACUUUCAGUAUCUGGCGGCUGAACGACCUGCGUGAUCUGAACAGCUGUGUCUCGUUGUUUUUGUUUGGUGAUGUCCACAAAGAACACUGGAAGACAGACCAAGGCAUGGUUAUCGGGCUGCUCAAUGCUAAUCCCAUGAAACCUAAAGAAGGCUCGGAUGAGAUGUGUUUGUCUGUUGAUCACCCCCAGAAGAUCUUACUUUUGGGUGAAGCUCUGGACCUGGGAACCUGCAAAGCUAGGAAGAAGAGUGGGGACCCAUGUACACAGAUUGUUAACCUGAAUGACUGUGAAUAUUGCCAGUAUCACGUACAAGCCCAGUACAAGAGGCUCAGCUCAAAGCGGGCAGAUUUACAGUCUAGCUUCUCCAGUGGCCGUGCUCCAAAAAGGAUAGCUCGCAAAAAUCCCAGCUUGAAGGAGAGGCUCUGUCAGGAUGGGUUUUACUAUGGAGGUGUUUCUUCGGCAGCCUAUGCAGCCUCAGUUGCAGCAGCUGCAGCCCCUAAGAAGAAGAUACAAACCACUCUCACGAAUCUGGUCGUAAAAGGAGCUGAUGCAAUUGUACAGGAAACUAGAGAGAAAAUAGGUAUGGCGAAGAGACCCAUGCCGUGUACUGAUGAGUUCAAAGAAUUGUUGGCAAUGCCAACCUUUGGAGCACGAAACCUCUGCAAACACUUGGCCAAAGCAGAUGCAGCAGAUGUUCGAGGGAAGCAAGGAUCUGCUUUCCAGUCUAUCUCCGCUUCAGCACUGAUCAAACAACAGAAGCAGCAAAUGCUGGAGGCCAGAAAAAAGCGAUCAGAAGAUAUACAGAGGCGGUUUCUUCAGACUACAACAAAAACCAAUAGCCCAGCUUUACCAUCCUCCUCAGGGCUCCGCUCGCCAACCCCAGGGGCUGAAUUUCCCAAAGCUGCAAAAAUGUCAACCCCUCAAACACCCAGGCUGGGGAUAGGCUUCACUGAGGGCGAUGACGUCCUCUUCUUUGAUGAUUCUCCACCUCCAGUACCAAAAUUGAAUGGUUUAGCAGAAGCUAAAAAGUUGGCUGCUAUAAACAAACUGCGAGCAAAAGGCCAAAUCCUCAAUAAAACCAACCCAAACAGUGUUAAACGGAAACGACCUGAUCUUGCCGAUGUUCUGGAGAUCACGGAGAGAGUUGAGAAAAACAUCCCCUCAUCACAAGCUGCAGAUGAACUAGAACCUGCCCAAAAGAAACGUCGAGAACAGCUGGCAUAUCUGGAGUCUGAAGAGUUCCAGAAAAUCCUGAAUGCCAAGUCCAAGCACAUGGGCAUCCUUAAGGAGGCUGAGGCUGCGCUGCAGGAACGCUACUUUGAACCUCUGGUGAAAAAGGAACAACUGGAAGAGAAGAUGAAGAACAUUAAAGAAGUGAAGUGUCGGGUUGUGACGUGCAAAACGUGUAAAUACACCUAUUUCAAGCUCCUAGAGACUUGUGUGAAGGAGAAUCAUGAAUACCACUGGCAUGAUGGUGUCAAGCGAUUCUUCAAGUGUCCCUGUGGAAACAGAGCCUUAUCUCUUGACAGGCUACCGAAAAAGCCCUGCAGCGCCUGUGGCCUCUUCAAAUGGGAACGCGAUGGAAUGCUCAAGGAGAAGAAAGGUCCGAAGAUUGGUGGAGAAACGCUUUUACCAAGAGGGGAAGAGCAACCCAAAUUUCUUAAUAACCUUAAGUAAUCCACCAGUGAUUGUCACAACAUACCCCUCAUUUUUUGUCUCCGAAUUAAUCACUUUUUUAUCAUAAAGCAACUGAGUGCUGGGUUUUGCAACAAACAAGCAGGGCAAUCGAUUUCUUGGGACAAGGUCUUUCCUCCAGUAUACGGAUUGGAAUGUCCAGCUUUGAACUUUUUAAACCGAUUGAAGAAACCUCAUGUGAAUUUCUUGUUCAUGCCCUUCAUUCUUAGGAAUGUGCUGUUCACAGUAUUUAAUUUAGGGAAGAGACAUCUAGUAUCAUGGAAUCUGAACCACGAAGUGGUUUCCUCUGGAUCCUGAAGAGUGUGUAGUGUGUGUGUAGUGUGUAUGUGUGUGUGUGUGUGGAACAUUUCAUUAGAACUACCCCACCGGACUCGUAAGAUGUAAACAAUUAUGAUCUUGGAGAGACCUUUGAAACAGUCUGCAAGUACUUGUAGCAUGUCUGUGGUUCAUAUAGUGGUCCAUCAUGGGGAACACGUCCAUCAUGGUGUCUUAAUUCUGCUAUUCCAGUCCUAGGAUGUACUACCUCACAUUGUUACAGGGUGCAUAAGCAGCAGCAUAUAGCAGGUUGAACUUAUAGAGGUACAUGAUGUGGCAUGACACUUUCCAUUGUUUCCAGAAAUCCACAGGGCAAAUUUCAAGCUGUUUGUGUGAGUUCUUAAUGUGUAAAGUUUUCAAAAGGGCCUGAGUGGCAUAGGCACUUGACUUUCAUCUAAGCCAUUCAGGUGCUUUUGAAAGUGGCACCCCCGCCUUCCAGCUGAUUGCACCACAUGCAUGUAGGCUGCCCGGUGUCGACUGAUGACCUGUUAUCUUUACAACUGCAGACCCAGAACGUGCCAAUUAUAAAAUGGUAAAAUUUAAAUUCUUUUAAUGAAUCAGCCAAUAUUUUGUCAGUGGCUUUAAUGAGCAGACAAAGAACAGAUUAUUUUAGAUAGCUUUUAACCCUUUUUCUAGCAUUUUAAUAUUCUUUUUUAAUUGAUACAAAUAGCACAGUCUUUAGGACCCCCUAGGGCCUGACUGUGUGAAUCCUUUGUGGGAUAUUAUCUGCUUCACACUGAGCUGCGUGAGCUCCCGAAUGCCAGGUCUCCUGCGGAGUUUCCCUAGAAGUACUGGCUGUGUUUGGCAAACGUUACCCUGUUUGACAAUCUCCUUGGAAGCAGCCCUGGUUUGUGGCAUCAGGGUCCGUCAGAUUCCUAAAACCAUGAAUAUAUUUGUAGGCGUUCAGACAAACUCCCAGAGACAACGUAAGGUUUGGUUUACACUUAAAAGUUAUGUCAGCAUAACUACGUUGGUCAGGGGUCCGAAAAAACCAUUCCCAGACCAACAGCUGUGUCGAUAAACCCCCUAGUGCUGAUGCAGCUAUGUUAAAGGAAGAGUGCUUCUGUGCGUGUAGCUGUUGUUGUUCGGGGAGAUGGUGUUCCUUCACCAACAGAAAAUCUGUUGAUGUGAAAGCUGCAUCUACGCUAGGGAGCUAUAGUGACAUCUCUAUGCCAACAUAGGCUCCGUCAUGUAGACAAACCCUAAUGUGUCCAGUGGACUUCUAGGUUGAAAGCGCUUAUAUUACCCUUUUUUGCACAAGAUACGCAGAUGAGGAGUAAGUAAUUUGAAUUGUAAAGACUUAUCUGUACACUCUGCAACCAUUAGUGUCCCCAGUUGGUGCUGUUGCCUUUAGUCUUGCCCAUCCUAUGAGGUUCAGAAUCAUUGCUUUUAAUCCACUGUGUGGAACAGCUGACAAGUGGGUACUGCCAUUUAUUGACGAUUGUAAAUAUUUAAUUGUGACACUUCGGCGUCUCUCGGAAUCUUUGUAAAUAUAUUGCACAAUAAAGAGCUCCAGGGGUUUAAAUGUUA